AGUAAGAGCUCUGAAUUGGAACUGUCACAAUCUGAACUCAUACAAGUUCGUGAGUCUAUUGAGGCGGCCAAAUCGGGAGAAAGCGCGUUGGUACUGGCUAAGAAAAAUGAGUUCAACGAAAUCACAAAGGCUUUAGCAGAAGCUCGUGAACAGGUUUUGGAAAAUGGGAAGCAGUUACUGACAUGGAAAGAAAAAAAUGACUUGAAUAAGGCUGAGCUUGAAAAGUUGAGAGCAGAAAAUACGUCUUUGGCUACAACCUUAGCGAGUAAUAACUCCAAACUGGAGCUGUCGCAGUGUGAACUGACACAAGUUCUUGAGGAUAUAGAAACAGUAAGAUCGACUGAGGAAGCAAUUAGGAAAGAGCUUGAAUAUGCAAAGAUCGAGGUUGCAAAACAGCAAGCCAAAGUGGCAGAAAUAUCAAAAACUUUGACAGAAACUGGGAAAUCGAAUGACGCCACAUGUACCACAAUUCCCGAAACAUCAAUGCGUCAAAAACUGGAAAUUUUCAACGAGUUAGAGGCUAGCUUGCGAAAAGAAAACAAACUUCUAUCUGAAAAAAUCGUUGAAGUUACAGAUGAACUUAAAAAAACAAAGGAGACCACAAGAGAUUCUGAGAUAGUCGCUUUCGAAAAUCAAAUUAAAUUUCUCAACUCAAUAAUUGCUCAAAAACAAGAAAAAGAGAACCAUCUCAUGCAAGAACUCCAAAGAAAGGAAAAAAUUAGUUAUAGAAAAGAGAGCCAAAUUUGCAAAGCAGAAACUAGGCCGAGAAUGUAUUGCGACAUAUGCGAAGAAUUUGAUAAGCAUGAAACUGAAGAUUGCCCAACUCAGUUAAUGGAGGAAUCGGAUAUUGCCGAGCAUUCACACUAUUCCUCAAGUUCUACGAAAGUGAAACCCCCUCCUAGAGAAUAUUGUGAUAAUUGUGAAGAGUUUGGUCAUGAUACCAGCGCUUGUGAGAAAGCCAAAUCUAGAAAGGACUACACUUUCUGA
Auanema sp. JU1783 is the source of this 987-nucleotide messenger RNA. The record is from the annotation of a GenBank genome assembly. Lineage: Eukaryota; Metazoa; Nematoda; Chromadorea; Rhabditida; Rhabditidae.